Acanthosepion pharaonis is the source of this 867-nucleotide messenger RNA. Lineage: Eukaryota; Metazoa; Mollusca; Cephalopoda; Sepiida; Sepiidae. The record is from the annotation of a GenBank genome assembly.
AUGUGUUUUCCUCAUCAAGUCAAAAGGACGAAUUCUUUCCGUGGUUAUUCAAGUUUAACGCUUUUUUUUUUUUAUUUCCUCCUCGACUUCGAUAUUAUAUUUUCAAACUUUUUGUCUGUUCCUCCUUCUCACCUCAAUUCGUACAUCUUUCUUUCUUUCUUUCUUUCUUUCUUUCUUUCUUUCUUUCUUUCUUUCUUCCCUCUCGUUUAUACAACAUUAUACCUUUUUCUUCUCCUGAGAGAGAGAGAAGAAGCGAGAUUAGCGGAAGAGAGAGAGAGAGAAGAAGCGAGAUUAGCGGAAGAGAGAGAGAGAAGAAGUGAGAUUAGCGGAAGAGAGAGAAGAAGCGAGAUUAGCGGAAGAGAGAGAAGAAGCGAGAUUAGCGGAAGAGAGAGAAGAAGCGAGAUUAGCGGAAGAGAGAGAGAAGAAGCGAGAUUAGCGGAAGAGAGAGAGAGAGAGAGAAGAAGCGAGAUUAGCGGAAGAGAGAAAGAGAAGAAGCGAGAUCAGCGGAAGAGAGAAAGAGAAGAAGAGAGAUCAACGGGAGGGAGAGAGAGAAGAAGAGAGAUCAACGGGAGAGAGAAAGAGAAGAAGCGAGAUCAACGGGAGAGAGAGAGAAGAAGCGAGAUCAGCGGGAGAGAGAGAGAGAAGAAGCGAGAUCAGCGGGAGAGAGAGAGAGAGAAGAAGCGAGAUCAGCGGGAGAGAGAGAGAAGAAGCGAGAUCAGCGGGAGAGAGAGAGAAGAGCGAGAUCAGCGGAGAGAGAAAGAGAUCAAAGAGAGAGAGAUCAACAGGAGAGAGAGAGAGAGAGAAGAAGAAGAGAUCAAAGGAGAGAGAGAGAGAAGCAGCAGAGACAUUCAGCAGAGAGAGAGAUGA